CAUUACUUUCCUAUGUAUUACAUAUAUAGCUUCAAUGCUUAUCGACACCAACUCCUCCAUAUACUACGACUACGGCCCGCCAUGAUAAACGCAGUUCUAGUCUUUAACGGCCAGGGCCAACCCAGGCUGACCAAGUUCUAUACUCAGCUAGAAACUAGCAUCCAGCAGCGCCUCAUCUCCGAGAUCUUCACUCUGGUUUCGAACCGCCCCGACGGAGCAUGCAAUUUCCUCCCUCUGCCCCCUCUGCUCGCCGCAUCCGGCACCUCGCAAUCUGCUUCCGAGCCUCACAACGACGUCCCCUCGCUCGUGACCUACCGCCACUAUGCCACCCUCUACUUCAUCAUCAUAUCCACGUCGACCGAGUCCCCGCUAGCCCUGCUCGACCUGAUCCAGGUGUACGUCGAGUCGCUGGACAAGCUGUUCGAGAACGUCUGCGAGCUCGAUCUGAUCUUCAACUUCGAGACCCUCCACGCGGCCCUGAGCGAGAUGAUCGUAGGCGGCGUCGUCAUCGAGACGAACUUGGACCGCAUAGUGGCCGGCGUGCGAGCACAAGGCACCAUCGCAAAGCGACCGGUCAACGAGUCUAGAGGCACGGGACUGGGCGCCGGGCUGGGCGUGGGAGGACAUUUCGUAUGGCCCGGCAGGUGAUUCCCGUACAAUACGUAUGCAUAGACACGGUGUCUGGAGUUUUGCAGGUUUACGGAUUGGGACAAGCAUUUUAUCAGAGAAGC
Molecule: messenger RNA, 731 nt
Organism: Daldinia loculata
Lineage: Eukaryota; Fungi; Ascomycota; Sordariomycetes; Xylariales; Hypoxylaceae
Product: Adaptor protein complex sigma subunit
Exons: 2
Coding region: 13-648 (211 amino acids)
Biological process (GO): vesicle-mediated transport; protein transport
Cellular component (GO): intracellular membrane-bounded organelle
Source: RefSeq, a predicted model, not a curated record